UUGUACUAGUACAAACUACUAAGGGUCAAAGCAAAUUCAAAGGAAUUCAAGGUGGGCCCUGGCUCAGAUGUCUUGUGGGCAUGAAGGGAUUCAUAACUGAUGACACGUUUGACCCCUCCCUCAGGCUCAUCCUGGUUAUCUCCUACACUACAUGUCUUAAAGUUGCCAAGGUUGAGAAACAUUUAUCUAGAACCAAGCCUUCAUUGAACCAGAGAUCAUGCAGUAACACUGACCAGUCACCCUUUCUCAGCUUAGUUGGGAUAAAAGAUAGAGUUCCCAAAGAAAAGGCAGGCUAUGAAUGCAAUGCAUUGGCCAUUCUGGGGCUAUUGGGAGCUUCAGCAACUAGAGGCAUUGUUGUGGUUGUUGUUAGUUGCGAAGUCGUAUCCGACCCAUCACGAUCCCAUGGACAAACUAGGGGCAUUGCCCAGACCUAAAUCCUACAAUUUCCUAGGUCAAAUGCUAGACUUUGUGUUCUUCAGGAUAAGACUCCGUUGUUUCGUCCAUGAGCUAAGAUAAGCUUAGUCGCAUUUUUCUGAUGCAGUACAAUUUUAAUAGUUAAUAGUGCAAGGGUGGGAUAUUAACAACUUAACAACAUCAACAACUUUGUGGCCCUUGGAGAUAAUUUGCUUUUUGGUAAAAAUGUGGUCCCUUGCAAACAAAUUGCAUUGCCUGGUAUGGAUAAUGGUAGAUCUUCUGCUUUGUUCUUAUCUCUUUUGACAGGGAGAUGUCAACAAACUCGGGUGCCAAUGGUUCCUCCUCCCAAGUGCUCGUGGAGGAAAACCCUGUGCGGGACAGCAUAAAGAUUAUCACAGGGGUGAUUUUUAGCUUCAUCUUUCUGGCUGGUGUGACUGGGAACGGGGUAGUCCUGUGGGUCACUGGCUGGAAGCUGCGAUGGACCUCCAACACCGUCUGGUUCUUCAACCUGGCCUUAGCUGACUUGGCAUCCACCUCCCUCAUCCUUGUCACGGUGCUCAACUUGGCUCUUGACCUGCAUUGGCCUUUUGGCUCUGUGGCUUGCAAAGUGGCCAACUGCCUGUUUGGGCUAAGCGUGUGCAGCGGUGUGCUGUUACUAAGCUCCAUCAGUGUGGAUCGCUGCGUGCUGGUGGUGGCUCCCGUCUGGUGCCAGAACUACCGAACCCCACGGCUCACCUGGGCAGCCUGUGGAUGCCUUUGGCUGCUGUCGUUGGCAUUCUUCGUCCCCAGCUCCUACUUCUUCACCCAGGUCUCUGUGGAUAACAAUAAUCGGAGCUCUUGCAACAACCUGGACAUCUUUGAGGACUGGCAGCAAGCCGAAGUCCUCACCAUUUGCAUUUUUCUCUAUCAGUUCCUUCUUCCCUUGCUGGUGAUCUCCGUUUCCUAUACAAUCCUGGUGGUGACCAUGCGGAAGAAGAAGCUGAACAAAUCCAGCAAACCCUUCCUGGUGGUCACCAGAGUGGUGUUCUGCUUCUUCCUCUGUUGGCUCCCUUAUCAUGCUUUGGCUCUGGCCAGGAUCUCCAUGGAUCUUGUGCCCGAAAGCAUGCGGCUGGUAGCCAUUCCCCUCUCCAAGUGUCUGGCCAUGUUCAACAGUUGCAUCAACCCUCUGCUUUAUGUCUUUGUAGGGCAAGAAUUCCAGGAUGCAGUCAGGAGAUCCUUGCUGCAGGUCUUCAAGACCGCUUUCGAGGAAGCGCCUCUGGCUGCCAACCUCUGAGAGGGGGAAAAAGUAGUCUCUCAGGAUUUCCCUGGCAGAAGAGGGCGUUCUCAAACCAUUGGGAGCUUGUGUGUGUGUGGAGAGAGAGAGAAAGAGAGAACCUAAAGGACUAAAAACUAGAGGCUUUUUUAAAAAAAAGAAAGCAGAAGAGAAGCAAAAAUUACAAGAUAAUUAGUGCACUGCCUUUGUGCAACGUUAAGCACAGAAUUGCUGGAUGUGCAUAACUGGGUUGGCUGUGGAUCUCUCCAUUUUUGUCAACGCUGGCUCCCUCUUUUUCCUGUAGUAAGUAUAGUGAAUCUUACCUGUGGCUGCUCAAACUUCAGUCCCCUCUGAGCUCAGUGGGGGUUACACUUUGAUGAAAAAGAUUGCUGCCUUACUUAAGCUAGUACAGUUAUGCAUCUGGUGUGUUUAUCAGCUUGGCUGCUCCGUUUUUCAACUUGCAGCAGCUUGUGGAGAAGCCAUCCUGCUUAUCGGUGUUCAGAUGUUCUCGCCUCCAAAUGUUUUGGGUCAGGCCAGAGACUCCUUUGGAAACUGGGGGGUGGGGGUGGGGGGGAGAGGAACUGGAGCAGUUCACCAUCUCCCUGCCUCAAAAUGUAAAUCACUGUAAGAGCAAAAUCUGCAGGAAAAAAAACCCCUACUGCUCAGUGUAUUUCUGUCAUGGAGGCCAGUAGCUGGCUUCCUGGUUACCUUUUCAAGAUUUCAUCCUGUUCCAAUGUUUUUCAACCUUGACAACCUAAAAUGGGUGGACUUCAACUCCCAGAAUUCUC
Messenger RNA from Crotalus tigris (Tiger rattlesnake), 2454 nucleotides. RefSeq names its product chemokine-like receptor 1. Lineage: Eukaryota; Metazoa; Chordata; Lepidosauria; Squamata; Viperidae. The transcript is spliced from 2 exons. The record is from RefSeq and is a predicted model, not a curated record. Gene Ontology annotation, biological process: inflammatory response; complement receptor mediated signaling pathway; phospholipase C-activating G protein-coupled receptor signaling pathway. Gene Ontology annotation, cellular component: plasma membrane. Bases 725 to 1687 code for a protein of 320 amino acids. Gene Ontology annotation, molecular function: complement receptor activity; G protein-coupled receptor activity.